AUGCUCGACAGACCACCCAUCCGCAUCGGAAAUGUCUCUGGCGCAACAGGUGACCACCCGCACGCCAUGGCCCGCAUGGUAAGCUCCGGCAACGUGGAUGUCAUCACGGGCGACUGGCUCUCUGAGAUGAACAUCGCCUGGAACGCAAUCACAAAGCAGGAAGUCGACCCCAACCUGGGCUACGAGAAUGGUUUCUUUGAGCAGCUCGACGAGUGUCUGGAUGAUAUCAUGCAGCGCGAUAUUCGCGUCGUGACUAACGCUGGCGCCCUCAACACAGAUGCCCUGUAUGACAAGGUCAGAGAGCUUUGUGAGAAGAGAGGCUAUGGCGAUUGCGUGGUUGCCAAGGUCCUCGGCGAUGAUGUCUCAGAGGUCGUUAUGGAUAGAGAGAAGAGGCGGAGUGCCCAGAUUACGCAUCUUGAUCAUCCAGAGCAAACACUUGAUUCGUGGGGCUUUGAACCGUGUUGCGCAACAGCGUAUAUCGGCUGCUGGGGCAUCGUUCAGGCCCUUCGCGCUGGUGCAAGGAUAGUCAUCUGCGGUCGUUGCACAGAUGCAUCCCCCGUCAUGGGCGCAGCAGCGUGGUAUCACGGCUGGCGGGAAGAUCAGUACGAGGAGCUGGCCGGUUCUCUGCUAGCAGCCCACCUCAUCGAAUGCGGCCCCUACGUCGUUGGAGCCAACUUCUCUGGCUUCAAGGACUUUCUACCUGAGCUUGUGGACAUUGCAUUUCCGAUUGCUGAGAUCAACCAAAAGGGGCGUUGUACGAUCGGUCGAACGGGUGACGGCGGCGGACGCGUUACGAAAGAGACUGUCACGGCCCAGUUACUCUACGAGCUCCAGGGCCAUUUAUACUUGAAUCCCGACGUCGUGGCUGAUCUUUCUGGAGUCAAGGUUGAGCAAGAAUCGCCGAAUCGCGUUUCAGUCUCUUGUGUAAAGGGCUUUGCUCCGCCUGCGACCGCGAAGGUCAUGAUCGCUGCAAAGGGCGGCUUCCAAGCUGAAGCAACAUUCUACAUCAACGGUCUCGAUGUAGCUGAGAAAGCAGCUAUGAUGAAGGCCCAACUAGCACACAUGUUCAAAGACUCCAACUUCAGCCGUCUGAGUAUCGAGCUAUACGGCACACCCGCUGGGAACCCCACAUCGCAACAAGCAGGCACCGUCUCCCUGCGUGUCUUCGCCCAGGCCCGUCGGAAAGAAGACAUUGAAGCUUCAAAGUUCAAAGUACCCAUCUACGCCCUCCGCAUGCAGAGCUAUCCCGGCUACCACAUGAACCUCGACUUCAGAACCAUGGUUCCCAAGCCCUUCAUGGAGAUGUUCCCCGCGCUGAUGCCAGUGUCGGCCAUCGACCACCGCGUGGAGAUGAGCACAGGUGCUUCGCACCGCGUGGAACCGCCUGCAAAGACAGCGACGUAUCCCAUCGUGCGGCCGUCGACGGAGACUCACGGACCGGUGGACAUGCUCACCUUCGGACCGACGGAGUGGGCGCCGCUGGGGAGUGUCGUGCAUGCGCGGUCUGGCGACAAGGGUGACAAUUCCAAUGUGGGAUUCUUUGUGCGGAACGACGAUGAGUACGCCUGGUUGAGGAAUCUGUUGACUGUUUCGAAGCUGAAGCAGUUAUUCGGGGAUGAUUGGUUCAAGGGAAAUCCUGACCGGAGGGUUGAGCGGGUUGAGUUCCCUGGUAUCAAUGCUGUGCAUUUCCGAGUUUUGGAUAACUUGAAUGGUGGUAUUGCCUCGUCAGAUCGUAUUGAUGGGUUGGGCAAGGGUAUUGGCGAGUAUUUGAGGAGUCGAUACGUUGAGGUACCCAAGGCGUUCCUUGAAAGGGGGAGAAUUUAG
Messenger RNA from Fusarium sp. VM40, 1824 nucleotides. The record is from the annotation of a GenBank genome assembly. Lineage: Eukaryota; Fungi; Ascomycota; Sordariomycetes; Hypocreales; Nectriaceae.